AUGCCUCACGACAAGAAGCCCCGCCAUCCCUACCUCUCUGGCAACUUUGCGCCCAUCCAUUCGACGCUGCCCCUCACACCGUGCGCCUACGAGGGCGAGAUCCCGCUCGACCUCGCCGGCGGCCAGUACGUCCGCAAUGGCGCCAACCCCGUCACCAACGAGGACCUCGGGCGCGACGCUCACUGGUUCGACGGCGACGGCAUGCUCGCCGGCGUUCUCUUCCAGCGCCGGACCCAGCGCGCCGAUGAUGGCAGCGGCAGCGUGGAGGCGAUAGAGCCCCAUUUCGUGAACCAGUACCUCCUCACAGACGUCUACUGCUACGCAAAGCACAACCAGUCCCUCGCCAGGCCCCUUCUGCCCAGCAUCGCGACGCUCGUCAGCCCGGCCAGCGCGCUUCUACAUGUCAUGUGGUCCAUCUUUCGCGCGGUUGCCCUCGCCAUGGUGUCGCGCUUCCCGGGACGUCCGACCAUCAGGAAGAUCAGCGUGGCCAACACAAACGUCGUCUACCACGACGGUCGCGCCCUGGCCACGUGCGAGAGCGGCCCCCCGCUGCGCUUCCUUCUGCCCACCCUCGAGACCAUUGGCUGGUACAACGGACGCCGGGCUCAGCGAGAGGAGGACGCCGACGAGCGCAGCGGUUUUGGCGGCGAGGGCCCCAUGGCAUUCAUGCGGGAGUGGAUGACGGCGCAUCCGAGGGUCGACCCCGUGAGCAAGGAGCUCAUCGCCUUCCACUCGACGUUUGCAAAGCCCUACGUGCGAUAUUCCAUUGUCAAGCCGUCCAUCUCCAAGGAGGCAACCCCUCCGUCGACAUUCGACCAGCCUGUCCCAGGCAUCUCGUCACCCAAGAUGAUGCACGACUUUGGCGUCUCCUCGCACCACACGGUCAUCAUGGACCUGCCGCUCGUGCUCGACCCGAUGAACCAGAUGCGCGGCCUGCCGCCUUUACACUACGACUCGUCCAGCCGGUCUCGCUUCGGCGUCUUCCCACGCUACGCGCCGCAUCAGGUCAAGUGGUUCGAGACCAACCCCUGCCUCAUCUUCCACACGGCCAACUGCUGGGACACGACCACCCUCAUGAACAAGGCCACGAUGCAACGCGACACUGUCGUCAACCUGCUGGCCUGCCGGCUGACGUCGGCCGCGACGGUUUUCAACCCCGCCAACAUUGCCAGCCCCGAGGUCAAGGCCGUGCAGCCCGAGUACGCCGAGGAGGAGCAGUGCAGGCUGUACUACUACGCCUUCCCGCUCUCCGAGAGCCAGGUGCAGAUCCGCCACCAGUGGGCCCUGUCGGCCAUCCCGUUCGAGUUCCCCGUCGUGGCCGCCGACAGGGCCAUGGGCGAGUGCCGGUACGUGUACGGCUGCACGACAUCCAAGUCGUUCACAGUCGCGCUCGGCAAGGCCGCCAAGAUUGAUUACCUCUCCAAAAUCGACGUCCGGACACUCAUUGCGCGUGGCGUCGAGAAACCCCCGCAGACCAUCAAGGGCAGCGUGGACACGAGGAACGUGCAGCAGGUCGUGGCCAGCAAAGACCCCCACGACCCAAUCCAGCUGUUCGCGAUGCCGCCGGGCUGGUACGCCCAGGAGCCGCGCUUCGUGCCGCGGACGACGGACGGCGGGCGCGAGGACGACGGCUGGCUGCUCUUCUACGCAUUUGACGAGGCGCAGCUCGACGCGCAGGACAAGGCCGGCGACGACGCGACGAGUGAGCUGUGGAUCGUCGACGCGCGCACCAUGAAGGACGUUGUGGCCAAGAUCAAGCUGCCGCAGCGGGUACCGUAUGGCCUGCACGGCGCCUGGUUCAGCGAGGACGAGAUUCGAGGGCAGAGGCCGCACGAGGGCGUGCGGGCGCUCGGGGCGAUUUCGGCGGCCAAGGCGGCGGACAGCCUGGUCGGCCAGGUCCGAGAUAGGCUGGAGCGUUGGCUCGGCUAG
Molecule: messenger RNA, 1929 nt
Organism: Emericellopsis cladophorae
Lineage: Eukaryota; Fungi; Ascomycota; Sordariomycetes; Hypocreales; Bionectriaceae
Product: carotenoid oxygenase
Exons: 2
Coding region: 1-1929 (642 amino acids)
Biological process (GO): carotene catabolic process
Molecular function (GO): carotenoid dioxygenase activity
Source: RefSeq, a predicted model, not a curated record